GCUGCUCAUUUGCAUAUACUGGGCCUUAUAGUCCACGGCAAAGAGAGAGCUUGACACACACAUUUGUUUCACUCGCUCCACAAGUGUUUGGACCAUUUAUGAUUCUCUUAACUUUUUAGUCCCUCAAGAUGGGAUUCCUGAAGUUUGCAGCAGCUGGAGUGUGCGUCGUGCUUUCUUUAUUUCUACACACAGUCCGGUGUACAACUACGAAAUAUUUCACCUAUGAAGAAGACGCACCUGGAACGGAGAUUGGCAACUUGUCCCGGGAUUUGAAGAUCGAUCCAGCUGAUGACCCACACACGUCGUUCCGCUUCAUGCAGGAAAACAACGCCUCUGUGAUUCAAAUGAGGGAGCUUGACGGACUUCUGAGUGUUGCAGAAACGAUUGAUCGAGAGCAGCUCUGCGGCAGCUCUCCGCGGUGUCACGUCGCCUUCGACAUUGUGGCCUUCUCCCGAGAAAAGUUCCAACUCAUCCACGUGGAGAUCGAGGUGAGAGACAUCAACGAUCACUCUCCGCAUUUCCCACGCAAUGAGACACAUCUGGAGAUAGUAGAAAAUGUUCCAGUGGACUCGAGAUUUCCACUCCAGCUCGCCCUCGACCAGGACGUGGGUGAACACUACAUUCAGAGCUACAACAUUUCCCCCUCCAGUCAUUUUGCCAUUGAAGUGCGCGACAGAGAUGAUGGAGUGAAGUUUGCGGAACUGGUUCUGGUGAGAGAACUCGACAGGGAGGUGGAGGACUCCUACACCAUCCAAGUCACUGCAUCUGAUGGAGGAGUGCCUGCAAAGUCCGGGUCUAUGACUGUGCACAUCAAAGUGCUCGACUUCAAUGACAAUAGCCCGACAUUUGAGCACAGUUCCCUGAAAGUUGAGUUGAAUGAAGACUCUCCGGUUGGUCACCGGGUUCUCAAAGUGCACGCCUUUGACCCUGACGACGGCAUCAACGGCGAGGUGAUGUAUGCGUUUGCAGACCGUUUGUCACCGGAAGCGGCGCGUCUUUUCCACGUUGACCCAUAUACCGGCGACGUCACCUUGAAGACACAGGUUGAUUUUGAGGAGAGGAAGUCAUACGAACUGAGCAUCAAAGCCUCUGACUUAGGCGCCAACUCUGUGCCGUCCAUCUGCAAAGUUGUCAUAGACGUCGUGGACGUGAACGACAACGCACCGGAAAUCAGCAUCAAACCGAUGACCUCCGGCAGUGACGGAGUCGCCUACAUCACUGAAGCUGCAGCUGCGGAGAGUUUCGUGGCUCUGAUCAGCACCUCGGACAGCGACUCUGGCUCCAACGGGUACGUGCGCCCCAGCCUGCUCGGGCACGAGCAUUUCACUCUGCAGCAGGCGUAUGGCGAUACUUUCAUGAUUAUCACCACCACGACUUUAGACAGAGAGAAGAUCCCAGAGUACAACCUGACUGUGGUUGCAGAAGACCUUGGAAGUCCACCUUUUAAAACUGUUCGACACUACACCAUCCGUGUAAUCGAUGAGAACGACAACCCCCCACACUUCAGUAAGUCAAUCUAUGAAGUUUCCGUGCUCGAAAACAAUAUCCCAGGUUCAUAUGUAACCACUGUUGUUGCCCGUGAUGCUGACCAGGGGAAAAAUGCCAAAGUCUCCUACAAACUCAUUGACUCAGAGGUGGAGGGAGGAUCCCUAGUGUCCACUUAUGUUUCUAUAGAUUCACUUUCGGGAUCAUUGUUUACUUUAAGGUCUUUUGAUUAUGAAACCCUUGAGCAGAUUGAGCUUGUAAUCCAAGCAGAAGACAAUGGCUCCCCCUCUCUUUCAAGCACAUCAACAAUCAGGAUUAGAGUUGUGGAUCAGAAUGACAACUAUCCAUAUUUCACCUUCCCCAUCCUCCUGAAUGACUCUGCUGAUAUUCCUCUGCCUUUCAAUGCUCCUGCUGGCUUCCUCGCCCUCCGUGUGUCAGCUGAAGAUGGCGAUGAGGGAGUAAAUGGUGACCUCUCCUACCAAAUUGUACAAGGUGACCCAAAGCUUUUUACAAUGAACAAAGACACUGGGGAAAUUGCUUUAAAACAAUGGCUGAUGUCUGAAAUUGGAGAUGUGCUGGAAAUUAAAAUCAGUGUGAGUGACAAUGGCAGGUCCCCACUUUCUACCAGCGCCACUCUCCGAUUCAUUGUCUCAGACACAGAACCCACUGAAGACCAGGUCGUUAUUGUGUUGCGGUCAAGUGAUGAAGAAGGCUCCAUCCUUGAUGCCUCACUAAUUACCAUUAUCAUGCUCAGUGGGGGUUGUGCACUGUUGCUGAUUGCAAUAGUGGUUGUUAUUGUCACAUGCAAACUGAGCCGAAGGGGAAGAAGCCGCAGCACCAAGGGAGAAGUGUGUCACAGCGUGUUUGACAGCAGGCCCAUGCCGAUGCUCGGCUCCACAGAACCAAACAUAUACACAGGUCAAAGAGGCUUCUUCCACGAGAGGGCCUCCUCAUCUCUGGAUGAUGACUCCUGCCUGUAUGAGGAGAAGAGUGGGGACUCAGAGACAAAGAUGUUCCUGCCCUCCAAGCAUUUCCAACCAACGUCUGUGUGGCAAGGUGACAAAUACUACUUGCAAAUGAGUGGCAUCGGCAACAAUGACCAGCUGAGCGUGAAGGACAGUGGCAAAGGGGACAGUGACUUCAAUGACAGUGACUCUGAUAUCAGUGGUGAUGGACGACAGAAGAAUUUCAGUACAUUCCAACCGGGGCUGAAAAGUUCAUCCAGCGCCGCUAACAGCUUAUCUGGGGAUUGCCAAGGCACGUACUGUGCAAUACCAUCACAGUGCUUCAGAACCCCCAGAAACAACGCAUACACAAUUGGCUUCUCUGCGGUGCCGGUGUUCAACAAUCAUCAUGGAUAUGCACACUCUUGGAAGGACUCUGGUUAUGGCACAAAUGUGCCAAAGUCUAGGAGCAGCAUGCACACCUUCUCCAGGACCGGGACGCUGCCUUCCUACUUUCCUCAGCAACAGCCUGACACUGUUACCGGAGGAGACGUACAACACAAGCACAGUCCAAAGUUUGUCACCGUGGCUACUGCAACAGAGGUUGCAACGAUCUUUUAAAAAAAAAAAAAACUGUAAAAUGGUUAAGAUGUUCCUUGAAAA
Molecule: messenger RNA, 3092 nt
Organism: Solea senegalensis (Senegalese sole)
Lineage: Eukaryota; Metazoa; Chordata; Actinopteri; Pleuronectiformes; Soleidae
Gene: pcdh8.1
Product: protocadherin 8
Exons: 4
Coding region: 129-3050 (973 amino acids)
Biological process (GO): homophilic cell-cell adhesion
Cellular component (GO): plasma membrane
Molecular function (GO): calcium ion binding
Source: RefSeq, a predicted model, not a curated record